GUUUUCAUCUGGUGCGAGUAUUCGUAUUCUCGACAUCGAGUUCACUUAAAGUUCGGAUCACCUCGACUCUCGGACAGUUCCAGUUUUACGUUUAACGCGAUCACAACUGGACAUGAAGCUCUACGCCCUGCUCUCCCUGCUCGUGGGCUGCCUGGCCAUUGGCCAGAUCAGCGCUGCCGCCGGCUCCCAUCAUCUGCUCUGCUACUACGACGGCUCCAGCUUUGUCCGCGAGGGUCUCUCGAAGCUAACCCUCAACGAUCUGGAGCCUGCUCUGCAGUACUGCAGCCAUUUGAUCUACGGAUAUGCGGGCAUCAAUCCCAGCAGCAACAAGCUGGUGAGCACCAACGAGAAGCUCGACCUGGAUCUGGGCAGCAGCCUGUUCCGGCAGGUGACCAGCCUGAAGCGGAAGUACCCCGCCCUCAAGGUGCUGCUGAGUGUGGGCGGCGACAAGGACAUUGUCGAUCCGGAGAACAACAAGUAUUUGACCCUGCUGGAGAGCAGCAAUGCCCGCAUUCCGUUCAUCAACAGCGCCCACUCGCUGGUGAAGACCUACGGCUUCGAUGGCCUCGAUCUCGCCUGGCAGUUCCCCAAGAACAAGCCCAAGAAGGUGCACGGCAGCAUUGGCAAGUUCUGGAAGGGAUUCAAGAAGAUCUUCAGCGGCGACCACAUCGUCGACGAGAAGUCCGAGGAGCACAAGGAGGAGUUCACCGCCCUGGUGCGUGAGCUGAAGAACGCCUUCCGGCCCGAUGGCUAUCUCCUGGGCCUCAGUGUCCUGCCCAAUGUCAACUCAUCGCUUUUCUUCGAUGUUCCCGCCGUGAUCAACAAUUUGGACUACGUGAACCUGCACGCCUACGACUUCCAGACCCCCGAGCGCAACAAGGAGGUGGCCGACUUCCCCGCCCCCAUCUACGAGGCGAACGAGCGCAAUCCCGAGCUGAAUGUCAACUACCAGGUCAAGUACUGGGUGAACAACCGCGCCCCGGCCUCCAAGAUCAACGUCGUCAUCGCCGCCUACGGCCGUGCCUGGAAGCUGACCAAGGACUCCGGCCUGACCGGCCUGCCCCCAGUGGUCGAGACCGAUGGCGUUGCACCGGCCGGACUCCAGACCCAGGUCGAUGGACUCCUCAGCUGGCCGGAGGUGUGCGCCAAGCUGCCCAAUCCGGCCAAUCAGCAUCUGAAGGGCGCCGAUGGGCCGCUGCGCAAGGUGGGCGAUCCGACCAAGCGCUUCGGCAGCUAUGCCUACCGCUCGGCCGACGAUGCCGGCGAGAACGGCGUGUGGGUGGGCUACGAGGAUCCGGACACGGCCGGCAUCAAGGCCGAGUACGUGAAGCGCGAGGGACUCGGCGGCGUGGCCCUCCUCGAUCUGAGCUUCGAUGAUUUCCGCGGCGGCUGCACCGGCCACGACAAGUUCCCCAUUCUGCGCACCAUCAAGAGCAAGUUGUAGGCCACGAAUCUGAAUCAUUGUCGAUACCUAAUACAUGCUACAUGCUACAUGCUACAUUCUACAUACUACAUGUAUCUAUAAUCUGUAAUCUGUUUUUUUUUUAAUGUUUUUCCUGUAAUCAUCUUCGUUUGCUGUAAUUGAGUAAAACUAAACUGUGUAGUCGUUGAAAGCCACAAA
Drosophila obscura is the source of this 1621-nucleotide messenger RNA. RefSeq names its product chitinase-like protein Idgf4 (gene Idgf4). Gene Ontology annotation, biological process: chitin catabolic process; carbohydrate metabolic process. The record is from RefSeq and is a predicted model, not a curated record. Gene Ontology annotation, molecular function: chitin binding. Gene Ontology annotation, cellular component: extracellular region. Bases 113 to 1444 code for a protein of 443 amino acids. NCBI's taxonomy places the organism in Eukaryota, Metazoa, Arthropoda, Insecta, Diptera, Drosophilidae. The transcript is spliced from 4 exons.